UUUGAUUGUUACUUCAAAUGUGUACGGUGCAUUGUGUUGAUUAGUUUCAAUCGUAACAUUUCAGAAGGAGUUGUUUUGUAAAUCAGAACACAAUAUAUUCUGAUGGUGAAAUGAAAGUAACUAAAUAAAUCGUUUUCUUCGACAACACAAAUAAAAUCUCAUUUUCAUAUCAAAACGUUUGAAAAACAGUUUCUGUUCAUUUUCAAGAUUGUGCUUCAAACCAAGAGUGCUGUUAUGCUAUUUUACAAAUAAUAUUUUCAUACGGUGAUUUACAUUUCGAUUUUGAUCAUCGGCCAUUUUUAAUAAACGUUUACUUUUGUCGAUUCAACAAUAAUUCCCUAUAAAUUCGGGUGCAUUUUUGAGGUGAUUCCACAGUUUAGUAAAGAAUUUCACAGCACCUUGUGUUCCAAUUGUCGACCAUUGCAUCGUGAAUACAACAUUUUCGAACGCGCUUUUUGUCAUUUUGCAGUGAAUGUGACAGUGUUGUUGAUUUAAUUUUCAUUACAAUGAAGAGGAGACGUGCAAAAAUAAAUUCAGCCUUUAAGAAAAAUACGGCAAAAUUGAACGACAAUGAAGAGUUGCGAUCGAUAAAACUGUCAGCGCCUUCGGUAUUCAAGUCUGAAUAUUCGGAAGCGCUAACACAGCAUUUUUUCCAUAAAUGCUACAAUGGUACAGUAAUAUGCUACCUAGGUUCGACAUUGUUUUUAUAUGUUGUCAACCUUGCAGCAGAUAACGAUGAUCGGCAAUAUUUCAUUGACAGUGAUGGAAAAAAUGUUAUACGUGAGUGUUUCGCCGCCGUAUCACGAGAAAAUUUGGAAAAUCCAAAACAACCGAAAAUACCACGUGGAUUCCUUGAAAUGAUUGCCGAUGAUCAAUUUGAAUGGCCAAAUAAUAUAUUGGAGAGCUUCUUGCAAAUGAUUCGCUAUCAAUUGAACGAAGACCCUAAUCGGCUCAUAAAAUUUGAUGGCAUUGACAUAAGAAAUGCAAAGAACAAUCUUAUGUUCAAUCAAGAUUGUACCGGAGGCGAUCAACACCGAACGAACAAAAUGAAUGAGUUGUAUGAACAAGUCGCCGUACGCUGUUUACCAUCAUUUCGCGAAUAUUUGUCAAUGAUUGAAUACAUCGAGAAAAAGUGGUUUGAAUCGUUGUGGUUUUUCAUCUUCAUUCAACGUGAAAUAAGUAUAUUUUUGGAAGAGCAUCACGAUCUUGUGCAAUUAUGGCUACGACACCAACGCCAUCCGCUUUUUUAUUGCAAACCAUCCAAGCCAUUGCCACCAAAAAUAAGAAAUUUCACCGUCAUACCGAUAUGUGACUCGAAGUUGAAACACAUUAAAUUCGAUCAAGAUGAUUUGAUGAGCCUGCUGGCCCAAUGGAAAGUUGUGCCGAAGAUAUUUAACAAUGAUCAUGGAGGGCAUAAUAUGUAUAGCCGUAACUAUUACAAGGAGAACGAAGAUGAAGCAUGGGCCAUUUUGUUCAACAUGGACAAAAUCAACGAGAUCAAGAAACCGAACCAACAGUUUCAUCAUAUGAUAGUCUGCGAUAGCGUUUCCGCGUCGGUAUUGUACAGAACACCAAAGCCUGAGAUCGAGAAUACGGAGCUGCAUCGACAAAGAAUCAAGCAAAAACUCGAGAACAAUGAGUAUAAAUACAUCGUCGCAAUUGAUCCCGGUAUGAAAACAUACUUAGCCGGAAUUCGUCGGAAUAUUGAAGAUCGCACUGAGGAGAAUUUCAAGAUAUCUUCGAAGUCAUAUCAUUGGGGUGCCGGACAAAAAGUCAGAGACAAAAUGGGAAAGCGUAUGACUGCCAGAUUCACGCAACGAGAGCAAUUGGACCGUGAAAGCUAUCCAUCGAUACCAUCACCGCGAGGAAUCCGAUGGAGAAAUUACGUCAGGCAUCGAUUAACCAUGGUGAAAGAUGCAGUGGCUGCAUAUGCUCGGCGACGUUAUGCACGGCUUUCGUUUGACAAAUACAUCGGGUCACAAGGUGAGAAAGAUUGGCUGGCGAAAGUAAUAACAAAGAAUGAGCCAUCGCUUAUAAACAUCGGAGCAGUGGAUAUGGCACCCAAUUCACCAAUUGGCAUAAAAAAGGGAAAACGAUGCCCAGGUACACGGCAUCUUCAAUGCAGCAUUAAAAAACUUGGCCAUUCAGAUGUACACAAAGUGAAUGAAGAUUUCACAUCUCAACACUGUGCGAAUUGCCAGAAGAAAUUCCCGAUUCAAACACAAAAAUAUCGAUUCAAAGUGUGCCGUAACUGUACUCGCGAUGCACCAAUACCACAAGAAAUAGAACCGUAUAUCUCACUACCACGGCUAAUUGUGACGAAGAAGAGUCAACGACGCAAAAAGAAAGAUAGCUGCGUGAAGAAAUUGAUCGCAAGAGGCAUCAUGGAUCCAGCAAAUCAACCAGCAGAAUUUCAACCAGGGCGAUUAGAGUCAAAGAAAAUGUACUUUCUGAAAAACUGGCUACUAAACCCUGUGAAUGCAAUUCAAAUGGGAGGCGACGCUGAUAAAUAUCCGGAACAACAACAACAACAGCAACAUCAAAAACGAUUUUGCACCGUUUGGCAUCGAGACAUUGUUGCGGCUAGAUGCAUCAUGUACAAAGGUCUUUGUUACAUAUUCAAUUUGGAAAUGCACAACUCGUAUGUCAGAGCACCAGCACCUCCAAGACCACCAUUGCGUAGAAGACAACCAGCACGCAGAAGAGCCAAUGCAAACGUUGUUCCAGAUCAAUGA
Molecule: messenger RNA, 2735 nt
Organism: Contarinia nasturtii (swede midge)
Lineage: Eukaryota; Metazoa; Arthropoda; Insecta; Diptera; Cecidomyiidae
Exons: 6
Coding region: 507-2735 (742 amino acids)
Source: RefSeq, a predicted model, not a curated record